GGUUCAACCAGAAGUUUUCAUACACCGGCGUUCCUCACCGUCUGACGUGAAAUCAGACCGAACUUCUCAGGUCAGAAUCAAAUUAUUUCUAUUUACUCAACGAGAGAAAAUAAUUUUAUUUUAACGUCUUCAAGAUCAGAAGCUGGUGGACGUCGUCCUUCAGGCCACACGCCGUUAAAGAUCACAUUUCAUGUGAGGGGAAAAUGUGUCUGCUGGCUGUUCAGUCAGAUGGAUCAUCCCUCGGUCGGGUCGGGUCGGGUCGGGUCGGGUCGGGCGGCAGCCUCAGAAGCAGGGUCACCCAGAGAACGGCGAGCCGGUCCUGGGGGUUCCUCGGUCCAGAGCCCACCAGGAGGCGCUGCGGAGUGAAACCCGAUUACUCUUGGAAUAUAAAACAGGCUAAAGCUGAAACGAAUUCAGAUGCGAGCGACUUUAAGCUCACUUCCUGUAUAGAACAUCCCUCAAACACUUUUAUUCAUGAAGGACAAAUUCAGCAGCAGGUUCAGUUCAUAAGCAAAUCUUUAUCAAAUAAGAACUUGUUACCAAUAGGUUGAAUUAAAUUUAUACAGAAAAAGAAUAGCUGGAGGAAUCCAAGCUCAGUCAGUCACAAAUAUGAAGAACCCUAAAAGAUUCCCAAGGUAUGGAAGACAGGUGAUCUCUGACAUCACUUCCUGCAUCUCAGACCAUGACAUCACUUUUCUAAAACCUCCUUUCUUUAGCAUGCAAACAUCUCUACAUGAUGGCUCUUCUGUCUUCUCUCCUUCAUUCGGCUCAGACACUGAGGAAAAAAACAUCUCAGUGCUGCAGUACACCGAGGAUCAGGGCCGCGCUCUGGGACUGGGCGGCUGGGUGAAGAACACCCGACAGGGGACGGUGAUCGGCCAGAUCCAGGGACCGGCUCAGCAGGUCAACAGCAUGAAACUUUGGUUGAAGAACGUCGGCAGUCCGAGUUCUCGGAUUGACCGAGCCGUUUUCUCCAAUGAGAGAGACAUUUCUAAACUGGAGGUCCAGGGCUUCUCCACUCGCUACUGAGCAUGCUCAGACCAAUUAACAGCUUCAUUAGUAGUUAUUAAAACUCCGCAAAGGAUGCAAACAAAUCUCAAACUAAAUGCAUUUCAGCUAAAUUUGCAAACUGUUAGCAGAUAAAACAUUUAACCUCAGAUCUGUGAAACAAUGUGUGAUUGAUUGAUCAGGAUUCAUGGAUAAUUAUGGCUGCAUGUCGUCACAGUGGAGCUGCUGACUGGUUUCUGUGAUGUGCUGCUGCUGUCGUCAGGCUGGUCAGCUGCUCUCAUAAACCUGCACAGCAUCAGAACAGCAGGAAGAUCCUUGAUGCUAAAGAUCAUCUACGUUUUAAUUUCCUGACCCUGACCGGGUCUGGCUCAGCUUUGACCAGAUUAACAUGUUCUGGACAUUUGACUACUAAGGAAAAGGUUUAAUGUGUUUGAUGUUGAAGACUAUCGGUGCAAAACAAUCAAAUCUUCACGUCUGUAGUUCAAUCAAGCUUCUCAACCUGCUGUCAUCUGCUGAGCAGAAGCUAGAAAGAUCAAUCAGCCGUUAGCUAACGAGGACAUCGUUAGCUAGAGCCUGACAGACGACUCUUGUGCUGUAGUUUGUUCUCUCCUGGAAAGCUUUUAAUAAAUUUAUUAAUUCUUCUAAUA
Molecule: messenger RNA, 1655 nt
Organism: Poecilia reticulata (guppy)
Lineage: Eukaryota; Metazoa; Chordata; Actinopteri; Cyprinodontiformes; Poeciliidae
Product: acylphosphatase-2
Molecular function (GO): acylphosphatase activity
Source: RefSeq, a predicted model, not a curated record